GGGGUGCAUUGACCUAGCCUAGUACAAUGUACCAUUUCUUGUCAGAUGAUAUUAAAUACUCAUCGCAUGGGUGCACAAAUCUCUACUGAGCCAUGGUAGAAUCACUUUUCUCUGGGCCUCAGCGUCUUCCAGUCCGGUCGUCGUUGCGUGGAACAAAUUGAGCUGCAUGCAUGCCACCCCACCCGCCGUAACCAAUCAAUCAAGGCUGGCUAGGAUGGUGAACUGGGUGCAGGUGGCGAGGGAGCACUUCGUGGCCCGGCUGGCCACCAACGCCGGCCUCCGGCAGCACGCCGUGGCCGUGGACGACGACGCCGGCACCGUCCUCAGCUUCUGGCUGCCCGAGCACAAGAUCGCCACCACCACCGACCAGGGGGAGAAGCGGGCCGCCAGGCACGCCGUCGUCCUGGUGCACGGCUUCGCCGGCGACGGCAUGAUGACCUGGGGGUUCCAGGUGGGCGCGCUCGCCAGGUGCGGCUACGACGUGUACGUCCCCGACCUGGUCCACUUCGGCGGCUCGUCGUCGCCGUCGCCCGACCGCUCCGUGGCGUUCCAGGCGCGGUGCCUCGAAGCGGCGCUGCGGAAGCUGGGCGUGGUGGAGGGGUGCACCGUCGUCGGGUUCAGCUACGGCGGGUUCGUGGCGUUCCAGAUGGCCGAGGCGCACCCGGGCCUCGUCCGCUCCGUCGUCGUAUCUGGCGCUGACGUGGCCUACACGGGCGCCAUGAACGACGCACUGCUGGGCAGGUUUGGCGUCGGGACGCUCGCGGAGCUGUUGCUGCCGGACUCGGCCCGGCGGCUGAGGUCGCUCUUCUCCGACGCCAUGUACAAGAAGCUCUGGUUUCCCCAACGCAUACUCAACGACUUCCUCAAGGUCAUGUAUGAAAACCGACAGGAGAGAAAAGAGAUGCUGGAUAAACUCCUGAUGAUGGACAAACAAGCAUCUUCGACAUCAACCCCUUCUUUUCAGCAGAACAUACUUCUACUAUGGGGAGAUGAUGAUGAUUUCUUUCCCGUCGAGAAUGCCAAGAAGUUAAAAGAGAAGCUGGGGAAGAAGGCAAUGCUGCAAAGCAUAAGCAAGGCGGGGCAUCUAGCACAGCUAGAGAGACCUUGUGUCUAUAACCGCUGCCUUAAAGAAUUCUUGGCUCAUGUCAACGCCAUCUCUCCUCAAACUUAGCCAAUUGACGUUUCUAAAAAUCUUUGGAUGUCCUAAUGGUGCUAGCAUUUUCCAGUUGUUGUGAUAAAGCAUAUUGUAUGACACCUCGCAUGUUGGUGCAAGAAUGAACUAAUGAUAUAUAUAUUUCAGUGAGUUUGGUUGUAUGAGACAUUAUUUGGAUCAAUAAUAUGAGCACCGAAAUUGAAAAUA
Messenger RNA from Hordeum vulgare subsp. vulgare (domesticated barley), 1360 nucleotides. RefSeq names its product 2-hydroxy-6-oxononadienedioate/2-hydroxy-6-oxononatrienedioate hydrolase-like. The record is from RefSeq and is a predicted model, not a curated record. The transcript has 4 exons. The coding region runs from base 167 to 1171 and encodes 334 amino acids. NCBI's taxonomy places the organism in Eukaryota, Viridiplantae, Streptophyta, Magnoliopsida, Poales, Poaceae. Gene Ontology annotation, molecular function: catalytic activity.